AGAUCUUCGGACACCAUGCUCCACUCCAGACUCAGCACCACACUGUUGCUGGCAGCGACGUGUUUGCUUUUGAGAGCAGACUUUUCAAGAGCCCAACAGACUACUCCCUCGUCCACAGAGAGGGUGAUCACCUGCGAUGACGCCUUCAACGUCCAACGCCUGAGCUGUGAGAAUGGAGCGAUCAGUGUGCAGACCGCUCUGUAUGGACGUGCAGACAGUACAACCUGCAGUGAGGGCCGACCUCCACAACAGCUUACCAACACACAGUGUUCUCUGCAGGGCACCUUGGACAUUAUGAGGAAAAGAUGUAAUGGCAAGAGCGUGUGUGAAACGAACACAAACACCUUCCGUGCUUCUGAUCCCUGUUAUGGCAUCUACAAAUAUCUGGAGACCACCUACACCUGCCUCCCAGCAAUCUUCAGCGUAGCAUGUGAGGAGUCUUUGGCAAACCUGCAGUGCUCUGGAAGACAGGUUAUAUCUGUCUACAGUGCUUAUUAUGGACGCCGUGACUCCGCCACAUGCUCCUACCAACGACCUGCCUCUCAGGUCGAAAACGUCGACUGCUGCAACCCCACAAGCAAAGUUGCUGAAAGCUGUAACGGGAAACACAGCUGUACUAUCAAAGCCAGCAACUCAGUGUUUGGAGACCCCUGUGGUGGCACUUACAAGUACCUGGAGGUGGCUUACACAUGUAAAAAUCCUGGGAAUUAUUCCGACCGGUCUGGAAUGCAGCAUCAUUCCAGGUUUUUUUUAUUGGUGACUAGUUUGCACAGAGAGAGGCAGGUCUUUCCCCUCAACACAAUAAAUAGCAGGUGUGUGUGUUUCACUGCAAUCAAUUCAACUCAACUCAAGCCAGAUCUUCUAAACACCAUGCUCUGCUCCAGACUCUGCACCACCCUGUUGCUGGCAGCAAUGUGUUUGCUUAUGAGAGCAGGACUUUCUAGAGCCACCGUUGUGGACCCCUCGUCCAAGGUGAAAGUGAUCACAUGUGAUGACGACGUCCAACGCCUGAGCUGUGCACCAAAAGGAGUGAUCAGUGUGCAGAAUGCUGUGUAUGGACGUGCAGACAAGGCGACCUGCAGUAAGGGCAAAUCUCCCCAGCAGCUUGCCAACACCAAGUGUUCUCUGCAGGUCACUGUGGAUAUGGGGAAAAGAUGUAAUGGCAAGAGGGUGUGUGACAUAAACCCAAACAUCUUCCAUGCUUCUGAUCCCUGCCAUGGCAUCUACAAAUAUCUGGAGACCACCUACACCUGCCUCCCAGCAGUCGUCAGCGUAACAUGCGAGGACUCUCCGGCAACGCUGCAGUGUGAUGCAAAAGAGGUUAUAUCUGUCUACAGUGCUCAUUAUGGACGCCGUGACUCCACCACAUGCUCUUCCCAACGACCUGCCUCUCAGCUCCGAAAUGUCAACUGCUUAAACCCCACGAGCAAAGUUGCUGAAAAGUGCAAUGGGAAACACAGCUGUACUAUCAAAGCCAGCAACUCAGUGUUUGGAGACCCCUGUGUUGGCACUUACAAGUACCUGGAGGUGGCUUACACAUGUAAAAAGCGUGGGAAUUAAACAACAAAACAUGGCAAUGUACGGCGUCAGCGGAUGCAACCAAUGAGACUUUGAAAUUCCAAAUGGAGCAUAUAGCCAAAAGUAUCUGGACAGCGGCAUAUUAAACUGUUGUUCACCAUCUCAUACUGGGCUAAGUGUCCAAAUACAGUUGCUCCACAAAUGACUCAAAAUGGGAACAAAACUUGCUUUAAUAAGCCUUUGAUCAAGGAAUUGCCUCUUCUGUUAUCAUCUUGUGAUGCACAAAUAAAAUCUGCCUCGCCUCA
Molecule: messenger RNA, 1823 nt
Organism: Micropterus salmoides (largemouth bass)
Lineage: Eukaryota; Metazoa; Chordata; Actinopteri; Centrarchiformes; Centrarchidae
Product: rhamnose-binding lectin-like
Exons: 18
Coding region: 16-1560 (514 amino acids)
Molecular function (GO): carbohydrate binding
Source: RefSeq, a predicted model, not a curated record